Messenger RNA from Racocetra persica, 457 nucleotides. Lineage: Eukaryota; Fungi; Glomeromycota; Glomeromycetes; Diversisporales; Gigasporaceae. The record is from the annotation of a GenBank genome assembly.
CUUUCAAGAACAAAUUCGAAAAGAAAUCUCCAAAUUAUAUGAUCAAAACCCUGAUUAUAAAAUUGUUGUUACUGGUCACAGUUUAGGAGGAGCAUUGGCUUUGUUUGCCGCUCUCGACAUUAAACAAUUCAUUGGAGGAUGCAACCCACUUCUAUACACCUACGGUGAACCUCGAUGUGGGAAUUCUAUUUUUGCUUCAUUUGUGGAUAAAACUUUAGGUACCGUUUAUAGAGUUGUUAAUCAAGCCGAUGAAGUGCCUCAUUUGAUUCCUCCAGUUAAUUAUCAACACCACAAAGGUGAAGUUUGGAUUGCUAAUACUACUGCUAACGAAGCGGUCAAAUGUUCAGGCGAUGAGAACAAAUACUGUUCUGAUUCUGUUAAAUUUAGCGAUCGGAAUUCUAUAGAUCACGAUGGCCCAUAUUGGGGUGUCCUUAUAAAUAAGGGCUUCUGUGAAUAG